Molecule: messenger RNA, 5092 nt
Organism: Hyla sarda
Lineage: Eukaryota; Metazoa; Chordata; Amphibia; Anura; Hylidae
Gene: NFKB1
Product: nuclear factor kappa B subunit 1
Exons: 24
Coding region: 413-3259 (948 amino acids)
Biological process (GO): non-canonical NF-kappaB signal transduction; innate immune response; cellular response to stress
Cellular component (GO): cytoplasm
Molecular function (GO): DNA-binding transcription factor activity, RNA polymerase II-specific; protein binding; RNA polymerase II cis-regulatory region sequence-specific DNA binding
Source: RefSeq, a predicted model, not a curated record
AACAUGCUGAUGAAAAGGAUCUGUAGCCAUUUGUGUGUCAAACCACAGCAGGCUGUGAAAUCCCCAUGACGUCUUCCUCCAUCCCUCCAGUGACAGGACUAUCUCCGCACCAGGCCUCCGCUCUCUGCACUGACACUAAUGGGAAUUUCCAGCCAGGAAGUGAGAAGCAGAAUGGCCGUACUUCUUCAGAGCACAAGGCACACACCUCCAGCCCGGGAGGAGGAGGAGGAGGGCCUCAUGGUGCGAUGAGCUCACACUAACACCCGCCCAGGACACGGAGAAAACAAGGAAACUGAAAGGACUCUGCUCACCAGAAGAAGCCUCAGGGCGAUGGGCAUCUAGGGCAAAGUGCCCCUGAACACUGCUCUGGAUGUGACCUGAGGAGAACCGAGCUCAGCCCUGACAGGCAAAUAUGGCAAAACACGUGUUUGACAUGGCUGAUCCCAUGCUGGAUCCUUAUUUCACACCAACCCCUGCCUAUCUAUAUGAUGAGCACAUCAUACCUCACGAUACGCCUCAUAGGAAUGUUGACGGUCCUUAUCUUGAAAUCAUAGAGCAGCCUAAACAGAGAGGUUUCCGCUUUCGUUACGUGUGUGAAGGACCUUCACAUGGUGGUCUUCCUGGAGCUUCUAGUGAGAAAAACAAGAAAUCCUAUCCACAAAUUAAGAUAAACAAUUACGUUGGUCAAGCCAAAAUCAUUGUGCAGCUGGUGACCAAUGGCAAAGAUGUCCGGCUACAUGCCCAUAGCUUAGUAGGAAAACAUUGUGAAGAUGGAAUUUGCUCUAUAGCUGUGGGACCUAAAGACAAUGUUGUAGGGUUCCCCAAUUUAGGAAUUCUUCACGUAACCAAGAAAAAAGUGAUUGAGAUACUGGAGGCACGCAUGUGGGAUGCUUUUAAGAAGGGCUAUAAUGCUGGUCUUUUGGUGAACCCUGAGUUAAGUUACCCAUAUUCAGCGGACAGGCCAUUUACUGAACGGGAAAAAGAUCUGAUUCGACAAGCAGCAUAUCAACAGUCAAAAGACAUUGACCUUAGCGUGGUACGGCUGAUGUUCACUGCUUUCUUGCCAGAUAGCAAUGGUGGUUUUACUAGACGACUUGAACCUGUUAUAUCCGUUCCCAUAUUUGACAGCAAAGCGCCUAAUGCCUCUAAUUUAAAAAUUGUACGGAUGGAUAAAACCUCUGGCUGUGUUACAGGAGGAGAAGAGGUGUAUCUUCUGUGUGAUAAGGUUCAGAAAGAUGAUAUUCAAAUACGUUUCUACGAAGAAGAUGAAAAUGGACACAUCUGGGAAGGAUUUGGUGAUUUUUCACCUACAGAUGUUCAUAGACAGUUUGCCAUCGUAUUUAAAACUCCUAAGUACAAGGAUGUCAAUAUUUGUAGGCCUGCCUCGGUAUUUGUACAGCUUCGGAGAAAAUCAGAUUACGAAACCAGUGAACCCAAACCAUUUCUUUACUACCCAGAAAUAAAAGACAAGGAAGAAGUUCAACGAAAGCGCCUUAAACUCAUGCCAAACUUCUCUGAUGGCUUUGGUGGAAGCGGGGCAGGAUCUGGAGGAGGGAGUGGCAGCGGCAUAUAUGGAAGUGCAGCGGGAGGUUCCGGCACGGGAGGAGGUUAUGGUUUUCACUCAUUCAACUAUACGAAUAGUUACGGAGGACUGCAUUUUCACGGAGGCACAAUGAACUCUAACAAAGCCGUACAACCCCAUUGUGGGGAAUACCAGGAAGGAUGUAAGUCUGAGCUCUACCUGCUUAAAGAGAAUGAAACUAGCUGCCAGCACCUGGAGGCAUCACCGACACCGAAUGACUCCCAAACCGAUCCUGCAAGGGAGGAAGUAGAGGCCUGCAAAGUAUCUGGUUGUCAAUUAUUGGAUAAAACUGUGCAACUUGCAAAGCGACAUGCAGCGUCCCUGUUUGACUAUGCAGUAACGGGAGAUGUGAGAAUGCUGCUGGGAGUGCAGCGCCACCUAGUUUCAGUUCAAGAUGAGAACGGAGACAAUAUUCUUCAUCUGUCUGUUAUUCACCUUCAGUCGGCACUUGUUAAGAUAUUUCUAGAAAUAACUAAAGGAAUUAUAUGUGAAGAUAUUAUCAAUGUGCGAAAUGAUCUGUAUCAGACUCCAUUACAUUUGGCUGUCAUCACGCAUCAAGCUGACGUUGUCCAAGAUAUCCUGAAAGCGGGCGGAGACCCAUUGAUGUUAGACCGCCAUAGAAACUCUGUUCUGCAUCUUGCAUGCAAAGAGGGAGAUGCAGAGACCUUAAGCAUUCUUCUAAAUCACCCGAAGAUAGCUGAGAUCAUAAAUCUUCCAAACAAUGAGGGAUUGAAUGCAAUUCAUGAAGCCGUUAUUGCGAACAGCAUGUCCUGUCUGAGACUAAUGAUAUCAGCAAAGGCAGAUGUGAAUGCACCGGAGCAAAAGUCUGGGAGAAGCCCCCUCCAUCUGGCCGUGGAGCAAGACAACAUCUCCCUGGCAGGGUGUCUUCUGCUUGAGGGAGAUGCUUGUGUGGAUAGUACAACAUAUGAUGGAAAUACCCCUCUUCAUAUAGCAGCUGGAAAAGGUACUGCAAAGCUGACUGCACUCCUGAAAGCAGCAGGUGCAGAUUCUUUAAUUGAAAAUUUUGAACCCCUCUACAUUCCUGGGGACACAGAGGAUGACAGUGACAUAGAUGAAGGCAUUGUCCCCGGUACAAAGCCACUAGACAUGGCCAUCAGUGAUGAGGUGUUUGAAAUACUAAACGGAAAACCAUAUAUCUCACCAGUAUCUUCUGAAGACAUCACCUUAGAAGGAGACAUGAACAGCCUCAGUGAAAAGUCAAAGCAAAAACUUUACUUAUUGUUACAAAGUGAAGAUGCAGACAAGAACUGGUCCACACUGGCACAAUACCUUGGCCUGGGAAUCUUAAACAAUGCUUUCAGGUUAAGUCCUUCUCCUUCCAAAACAUUACUGGACAAUUUUGAGGUUUCAGGAGGAACAAUAGCAGAACUUCUUACUGCCUUAAAAACAAUGUCAUACACAGAAGCUAUUGAUAUUAUUGAGCAGUCACAGACAAGCAUUAAACAUACACAGAAAGCUUCAGAUUCUUCAGAAGCACAAGAAAAAGAUCCCGAGAUAGCAGCAUGUGAUGAAUUCAAGCAACAAUACCAGGAGAGCAUGUGCGAUAGCGGGGUGGAAACAUCCUUUAGAAAGCUGAACCUUUCACAUUGUGAAUUUGAGAAAGUAGGGUCUGGACUCUCAGAACUCCAUUCUCAACUUGAUGUUCCGCUCAUCUGAAAUAGUGCUGUGUAAAAGACUGUGCUUUCUAAAGGCAACCAAUCUACACUGGAAACUAUAGAGCCACUGAAAAGACUGAGGCAUCAUACAGACUUGUUACAUUUGACACCUCAACGUGUGUAACCAAAGAUUAUCAAUUUCAGAUGUUUCUAAGUCUCAAUCACUUAUAUCAAGGCACAGGGGACUUGGAGGUUUGUUGAAAAUGGCAGAACAUUUUUAAUUCUAUUAUUGUCCCUCAGUUAACUGCCAGUAGAAAGGUUUGUGACUUAAUUAUUUACAUAUUGGCGUGAAAUACAUAUUAAGUCUGGCACCUUGUAACCUUUUUCAGGUCUUUGUUUUAAUAUCUUAUUAUAUAUAUUUUAAGAAAGGUUUUAUAUUGUGCAUUUUAUAAUAAAAUAAUGAAUUCCUUCUAGCUUUGUUUCUUCUAGAUUUGUAACACUAAUAAUCCAUAAAAAGCUACUCUAAAGCUUUACUAAACUAGAUCUGAAAAAAUGUUUUUAAUAUAGUAUUUAAGACACUAGAUAAAAAAAACCAAGACAUUUAAAGCACCUAAAUAUUAACAUGUCACACAGUCAUUCACCCUUUUAUAAGAAAAUACUACUCUACAACUCUAUAGGCACUACACAGUAUAUACUAGAACCCUAUAAAAACAUCUGUAUAUGCAUUACACAGAUUUUAUUGUAUUGAUUUUUAGGAAAAUAAGUGGGAUUAACGACAGUCUAAAUAGGGUAUUUAUAUUUUUUAGACCGUUAUUAACUCUUGACAACUUUGUCAGAAUAUGGAGGCUCUUAAAGUAGCAAGAAAUGAAUUUAAUUUAAUAUGCAAUGCGUUUCCAACAAAAUAAAUUAAGGAUCAGAAGGAUAUGUUUUUUCCAUAUCUCUUACAGGGUUAAAUGGAGAAAGGGGAGUGCGCGUAGCCAAGCUAUCUGGAGCCCAUGUUCACAGAUUUAAAAAAAAAAUCUUUAUACACAUCUCGACAAGAAGAUUUUUAAAGAAAAAGUUCCUAUUUAAAGUGACAUAACAUAUUACUUAAAAGUGCUUAAUGUAUAUCUAUGUCUGUGGUGGGAACAGGGAACCUUUCAGUGUUUUCAUGCUGCCCAAACAGAAGACAGCAUGAAACAGAGAGGAGAGGAAAUGUGAUCCUGACACACUGUAAUAUAAUCUGGAAUACUUGGGAAAUUUAGAAAAUAAUUAGGGCAGUUCGCAGUGGCUGCUCUCUGCACCCUGCUGGUCUUAAGUGUCUCUCCCUAUGUGUGUAUAAGUGUUUCAUAUUAAAUCAUUGUGUGCCGAGAUGGGCAGCAUGAAACCACUGACAGGUUUCUUUUAAAGUGUACCUGUCCUAAAGAAAACUUUAUAUAAUGUAGAUAAUACUAUUAUAUGUAUAUUUGUAAUAAACAUUGAUUAAAAAACGUGUAUAUUUUUGGGUGAACAAAUGCUGUCCCUGCAGCUAUUGCCUUUGAGUCUCUGUGUGGAGACCAAAUACAGGAAGUGAGGACAGGACUCUGUGCAGGCUCCUGGCUUGUCAAUCAUCCUGAGGGGGGUGUCACAGAGCCUCACUGCACAGAGCCCUGCUUGUCCACCCACACCUCCCGUAUUUGGACUUCUCACAGACACACAGGCACUAGUUUUAGGGACAAAAAUAUACACAUUUUUUUUAACCAAUGUAUAUUACAGAUAUACAUAUAAUAGUAUUAUCUUCAUUAUAAAAAAAGUUUUUGUUAAUGACAGGUACAGACAAAUUGGACAAGUAUGUCAGUUUUAAUUCAUGCCUGUCACAGCAUAUUCCUACAGGGAAAACAUCCCAGUACAGGUAAUAAGUGUAUAUUAUAAUACA